This is a messenger RNA of Harmonia axyridis, 4569 nucleotides long. RefSeq names its product histone-arginine methyltransferase CARMER (gene Art4). Gene Ontology annotation, molecular function: protein-arginine N-methyltransferase activity. The transcript has 11 exons. Gene Ontology annotation, biological process: peptidyl-arginine methylation. The coding region runs from base 100 to 1920 and encodes 606 amino acids. Lineage: Eukaryota; Metazoa; Arthropoda; Insecta; Coleoptera; Coccinellidae. The record is from RefSeq and is a predicted model, not a curated record.
ACUUCAUACUUUUGUUUGAUUUGUUCGGUUGUUCCCGCAUCCCUAUGUUGAGCCUGCAAGUGUGAUUUGGGUUGACUGUUGUGUGUUUGAGUAUUGAAAAUGGCGCUGAAGAGUUGGAUAAUUGAAGUUUUUGUUAUAAAUGAAGAUCAUCAAGCUAUACCUAAAUAUAAUAAGAAGUUAAGAUUAACAGCUGAAUAUGAUCCACAAGGUGUUAAUAUUAAACUUUACGAUGAUCAGAUGGAAAUAGCUGAAUUUUCUGUAUGUACAAAUACAGAAUGUUGCCGAUUUGGAAAUUGCUCCUAUCUGUUUUCCUUUGAUAAUGAAUCUCUCCUUUUUAAAUUUAGAAAUCCAGAGGAUGCUAGGAGUUUCACACUUGCCAUGACAAAGGCAAAAUCAGGUAAAGGAGCCUCCGUAUUUUCAGUAAGAACUGAAGAUUCCUCGGCAACUCAGUACUUCCAAUUUUAUGGCUAUUUAUCCCAACAACAGAACAUGUUACAAGACUUUGUUAGGACUUAUACUUAUCAACGGGCAAUAUUAUGUAAUUUGAAUGAUUUCAAGGACAAAGUUGUAUUAGAUGUAGGUGCAGGAUCUGGAAUUUUGUCGUUUUUUGCGGCUCAAGCUGGUGCCAAAAGGAUCUAUGCUGUGGAAGCUUCCACUAUGGCUCAUUUUGCGCAGAAAUUGGUUGAAGCGAAUAAUUUAAAAGACUUGAUCAAAGUUGUACCUGGGAAAAUUGAAGAGGUAGAACUUCCUGAAAAAGUGGAUGUUAUUAUAUCUGAACCGAUGGGGUACAUGUUGUAUAAUGAAAGAAUGUUGGAAACUUAUUUACAUGCUAAGAAAUGGCUCUUGCCUAACGGAAAAAUGUAUCCGUCCCGUGGUGAUCUACACAUAGCUCCUUUUACAGAUGAUUCUCUUUACAUGGAACAAUACAGCAAGGCUAAUUUCUGGUUUCAAACAUGUUUCCAUGGUGUUAACUUAUCUGCAAUUCAGAAUAGUGCUGUCAAAGAAUAUUUUAGACAACCGGUUGUUGAUACAUUUGAUAUUAGGAUAUGUAUGAGUAAAUCCAUUAGACAUAUCGUUGACUUUCUUGAGGCCGAUGAAACAGACCUACAUACAAUAGAAAUUCCACUUGAGUUCCACAUUUUGGAGUCCGGUACUUGCCAUGGUCUUGCCUUCUGGUUCGAUGUGGCUUUUGCUGGUUCUCAGCAAACAAUUUGGCUCAGUACUGGACCGACAGAGCCUCUUACACAUUGGUAUCAGGUUCGAUGUUUGUUAGAACAGCCGCUUCUUCUCAAACAAGGACAAGUUUUAACGGGAAGAGUAGUACUAGUAGCAAAUAAAAGGCAAAGUUAUGAUGUAACAAUUGAAUUGACAGUUGAAGGAACGAAUCAGUGUUCUACGAAUACAUUAGACUUGAAAAAUCCCUACUUCAGAUAUACAGGGGCACCGGUUCAACCGCCACCGGGGGUCUCGAAUGUAUCUCCCAGUGAAAAUUACUGGAGCCAGUUGGAUGCUCAAGGUGUAAGAAAUGAAUAUUUUACAGCUGUCAAUAUGGUGAACGGAAUGUCGGUUAAUGGACUCGGAGAGGUUUCGAUGGACACCACGCAAACGGUUCUCAAUAAUAAUUUGAUGGCAAAUAAUCUGAUUGCUUUAGUGGACACUUCACAAUUAACAGAUGGAGCACCUCCGAAUAUUCAUCCAGGAUGUAUCUCAAGUACAGGCAGAGGAAGAGUUGCAGCUAGUCCGACAUCCACUCACACUGCUCAGUUGAUAGGUGGCGCUAUUUCACCAUCAUUAUUUACUUCUCCGAAUGGCCAACAACAACCUUUAGUGAUGGCAAAUUAUCCAGUUAGUGCAAAUUUAAUGAUUGGUGAUUAUGUUACCCCAGGAAAUGGAGUAGCGAUGCCAAGUUAUCGUCAAUAAUCAAUGGACUGUGCACUUUCACGCUCAAAAAAGAAACUUAAAGGAUAUUUUUAAGGGUGGGGGAUUCCAAUUCGUGUACCCAACGCGUGUGAUUCCAAGUAUUUUUCUGUUGAAUAUUGUAAAAUACUUUAUCACUUUGUGAUAACGACCUGAUUUGCUGUCAGUUUUUGAAAUCUCAUAUAUCAGCUUGUCGUACGGCAGAGGCAAAGUUAAUUCCUAGUUUUUACAUCUCAGCCGUUUUUUACACUUCUUUGGUAUUAGUCACAACGAUUAUUUUUUUAAUGAUUAUUUUACUUUAUAUAGUUUUAUCAAGAAGUGUACAUUUAGUUGCUCAUCACAACUAGGAAAUAAUAUUAUUUUCAAUUAGUUAAAAGUAGAAACAGUACUCAAUUCAUUUUUUAUUUUCAUUGAGCCUCCCUUAGAUAUUUAUUUGUAAAUACUGGAUUAGUUGGAUUAAUUUGAGGGAUUCCUCAUGUACAUUAGUGAAUUAUUUUCAUUUUUCUCUAGAAGAUGAUUUUUUGAAGCGAGCCUUAAGAUAUUUCAUUACUGAACUAUACCACUUUUCAAUGAAAAAUCCAUAAAACUGUUUUCACUUUCUAAUAAGUGAGAUGGUUUUUGGAAAUAAUGGACAAUAUCUUUCAGUUAAGACUGCAAUCAUAAAUACUCUAUUUUUAAUUACAUUUGUCACUAUGUAAAUGUUUGUGUUAUAGAACACUGCAGUGUAUGAAAACCAUCUCUUUUUUAUCUUAGUGUUAUAUUUGAAGUCCAAAUUUCGAAAUUCAUUCCUAUCGAAUUUUUCUACAAGAAGGAAAUUUUCAACUUUGGAAGUCAUUAUUUGAUUGCCGAUCACAUUUGAAUCUUUCCAUGUUUGUGAAUUUUAUGUCUUAUAUCAAUUGUCGUAAGUUGAUUCCAUUAGUUCUUUGAUCGAUUGUUUUGGAUACCCUACUCUAUUUCCAAAAAGAAGGAAUGUAUAGUAUUAAAUAUUUUCCUAGAUAGUUUAUUGUUGGAUGGUCUUUAUUAAUAUCACAAUUAAUUAGCAGUUUUAGGAAUAAAAUCGCUCGAUACUGAUUCUACAUGGUAAAGGCAUUAUGUAAUGAAAUCCAAAGACAACGUGGUAUUCAAACUGGAUGGUUAAAAUAUCUGUUUAUCCAAGAGACAAAGAAGCUAAUGACUACUAUCAUCAUGAAGUCCCAAAUUUAACCUUUUUCAAUAACAUGGUAGCUUCCUUAGAUUUAAAAUGUUUGGUGUCAAAUACAAGCACAAAAAUGAACAUCCAGUGUUGAUCAAAUAAUUUUUUCCUAAAUCUUGCGAGAGAAAUUUUGACUAUCCAGUGAUCAAUUUUUUUUAUUAAUGAUUUUAAUAAGAACUCCAAAACUUUUCAAAGCUUAUUAUUGUGUCUAUAAUUAAGCAUUUUUGAUCAUCUGGUGGGUAACAUCAAACUUGUGUUUGUAUAUGUUGCUAUUAUAUCUGUGAUAUUUUCAUUUUGAAUCUAACCACAUUUCAUGUAAAAUUAAAAUAGAUUAGUUAUCAUUAGGUUUUCAUUUGUUGACCAAUAUAUUAUUUAUUCAAUUGUAAACCAAGAUGAAACUCUUGAUGCAAACUUAAUUGUACAGACUGUUUAACUUGUAAAGACCUUUGAAGGAUCUACAACAUACUGGAAAUGUUCUGUUUCUCUAUUUUAAUUGUAUUUUUACUUUUCUACACUCGAAAUAUUUUUUCUCCUUUUUUUUUUUCAUUAUUUUAUUGAUGAAUUUUUAGAAAACUAUACACUGAAAAAUUUAUAUUGCAACGAAAUAAUUUUGUUUGUAAUUGGUCUUUAUGAACUUAACGUUUUUAGCAAAAAAGCAGCUCAUCCUAUUGGAACAUUUUUAUAUACAAAAGAUAUUUCAAAUAUUGGAUUGACUCUGUUUUUACUCAAUGGAAAUCCAUUUAAAUCGGAAAUAUUUAACAGUUAUUCUAUUUCCACUUUCUGAUUAUAUAAAUAACAAUUUUAGUUAUACAAAUUGUAAAAUCUUCUCUGUGCAGAGAAACCAUUGUUAUUUAAAUAAUUGAAAAGUGGAUGUAGAAUAACUCUCAUUUAAUUCCGAAAGAUAUUUUAAUUUUUGUAAAUGUUAUCUUUUACAUAUACAUGUCAUCACAAUUGUAUCACGUGGAAUAUUCCAUUAUUGUAGUUUUUAAAUUGUCUAUUAUCAAACCCUCAUUGUUUACACGUUCUCUAUUUAGUUCAACCUUUAGAUACGAGUGAAAUUUUAUCAAUGUUCAGUUCUUAAUUUUUUUUAUUCUCUCUAUUUUACUAUGAAGAAUUAAGUGCCAACAAUGAGGAUUGUAAUGUUUACAGGUGUGUUUACAGUAUUUUCAGAUCCUUUGGGAUUUUUAUCGAAGUUUAUUGAUAUUGUGUUCAUGAUUAUCCAUUAUGAAAGUUUUAGUUCAUAAUUGUGUAAUGAACUUCCGAUCUGUGCAGUCUGUUAAAUAAGAGCAUCUGUCGCUCAGUUGAACUAAAAUAGCAUUGUAUUACCUGCCUUAUCCUUACCCAUGUAUUGUGGCAGCAUUGGGGAAUCGCCUAGUUACAUUAUAAGCUUCAUGUAUACAAGUAGGCAUUGAUAUUUAAUUGUGUACAGUGACGGCGAUAAUAAAAAUGUACAAUUUUGA